CCGUGACAAAGUAAACUAGGCCACCGGCGGUCCGGUUCUCAUGACAACCGAGCCUGAUCUCCGGACUCGGAGGAGGCCCCUCUGACGUCACCGCCCGCCGUCCUGCACCCGAUGCGGACCGGAGAAGCAAAUCAUGCAAAACAGCAAAGCACCUGCAGCAGGCCAGAGAAUUAUUUUUACAGGUCCAGACGGCGUCGGCGACUACCGCCCGAGGCGCAGCGGUUCCCCGCGGCAACUUUCGUACCUGUGGAGGGCGGCCCCUCGGGCGCCCCCGCCCUUGCCCAGGCGGGCCUGCGUGGGCGAGGUGGGCUGGUGCUGGCAGUACAACGCCGCCCUGAACGAGGCCGCCCUGCGCAGCGGCAUGCAAAUUAAGAAAAGCAUCGUACGAAUGGAAGCGGAGGACCGAACGAGCCACAAUUUCCUGCAGAAAGAAGAGAAGAUGGCUGUCACACAACCCACCCAGAAAAAAGUCGGACAGCAAAAUUGUCACUGACCAGCUGGAGCAGAACACACUGGAUAUUACAAAAUAUUAUAUCAUUAUUUGUUAUCAUUAUUUUUUUUCUAAACCAAA
Molecule: messenger RNA, 571 nt
Organism: Syngnathoides biaculeatus (alligator pipefish)
Lineage: Eukaryota; Metazoa; Chordata; Actinopteri; Syngnathiformes; Syngnathidae
Product: protein SPMIP2
Exons: 4
Coding region: 134-493 (119 amino acids)
Source: RefSeq, a predicted model, not a curated record